UACAGAAAAAGCAAAACAACAUUGAAUCGAAUCACCGAAAUUGUAUUAAUGACCCUCUCAUAACUUGAAGUCUUCUAGUUUUUCGAAAAGUUUUGGAAGAAAAAGUUUUCAAAUGAUGUAAGGUAUAGUUCAAAAUAUUUACUUUGAGAUCUCUACGACACCGAGGAGCUCCUUCGCAAAAAGAGGAACGUCACGUCAUUACCCUGGCUGUGGCACAUAUUUUUGUAGCUUGAGUAGUGCUGGAUUUCACACAAGAUGUCAGAAAACGUGGAGGAAUUUCCACUUGGACCUCCUCCUUCCUAUGAAACUACACAGAAAGUGAACAAUAACACCGACUUGGAAAAGCAAGACAUCGUCAAUCAUUUUAUUGAAAUUUCCGACUAUUUUGAAUUUGAGGAUCCUCCACCAUACAAGGAAAAAGAAUCCUCGAGAGUUUGUGAAGACACCAGUGGAUUCCAGUUUGUCUUUCCACUUAUAACACGUCCUUGGAAAAGAUUCUUCACUGUAUGUCUGAGAGGCCAGUGCAAUCUUGCUCCUGAAAAUUUUGGCCAGAACAUGACAUACUAUCAGCUGAAUUAUUCGUGGAUUUUGUUGAUUGUUGUUAUUGUUGCUGUCGUAGUGACUGAUUCAGAGGAUUUGAACUUUUGCGUUCUUUGGACAAGUUUUUCAGUCCUUCUGAUCUAUGUGCUAAACAUGGUUGGGUUCUGCCCCAUCACUUUGUUAGGUCAGAAGCUGUCCCUUUCAGAACAGUUAACAGCUCUGGUCAUGUUUCAACUUCCUUUCUAUGGUUUGCUUUCAGGAGCUGUACCUUUAAUAUUUUAUAUUGCUCCAUUUGCCUUUUUUGUGAUGAUCCAUGCAUGUUUGACACCAGUGAACAAGGCUGUUACAUGGAUUAGCAAAAUUCACCACAUCUGAAUGGAGAGUUGUGGAAAAUUCAGCUUUCUUUUGACUAAAGCAAUAAAUGAGGGAAUUCUUUUUUUUGCACCCAGGUAGAAAAUUAAACAUGGUGCAAGUAUGGGAAGGGAUAUUUGCAGUAGUGAGGGUGUUCAAGUGUUUUAAUCAAACCUAUACCUUUAAUAUUAUUUAUCAUAAUUGUUUUUAUAGAUGUAGGAUAAUUUAUUUUACUUUUUAAGGUGUUGCUUAGUUAUAGAUAUAUUUAAGAGCGCUGAUCUGUAUAAUGGUAAGUUAGUGGUAAGUUUGGACAUCUCUUUCCCUGCUUAUUCCUUUGUGUGUUUGAGUAACAAGAAAUCUGAAAAUUUUUUGGGAAUUUUUUGUUGUUGUUGUUGUGAUGGACUAACCUUGGAAAGAAGAAGUGUUAGUAGUAUAAAAAUUUAGAAGAGAGAGAGAUUUGAGCUCAAAAUUACUUGCAAUUAAAAGUACAAUACACUUGAUAAUUCUGCACAAAAAAUUUUUGAGUACUAAUAUGAUUUAAUUUGAAAACAAUAAUUGUUGUUAUUUUAAAUUCCUCUCUAAUUAUUCAAAGAUAACUGCAUAGAUAUUUCAUGGGACAAAAUUUUCAAUAUCUCUUUGGAGCACUCACUAGAGAUUCUAUGUCCAAAGUUGGAUACUAAGUAAUUGAUCAGACUGAUAUACUUAUUUCUGACAAACUUAGAAAUAAUGUAAGCAAGGUUGGUCUUUGUUGGAAGAGUUCACUUAAAACAAACUCAAGGUGUUUUGGUAGUCAUAAAGUGAAGUAUUUUAAGUACUAUGCACCUGUUGCAUACAGUUAUAUAUACUGGUAGCCUUGACAAGAGAAUGAUCUUGUUGAUAAUGAUUGACAUUCAGUUUGUGAUUCAUUGUCACUUAACCCUUUAACUCCUAGAAGUGAUUAACAUGUAACUUCUCCCUAAAAUAUCCAUAUAUUAUUUAACAAACAGGUAAUGAAAAUACUCAAACGUAUUGGGUACAAGUUGUUAUCUUGAUCUAACAUUAAAUUCUCAUAACUAAUUUACAAGGAAAUGUUUAGCAGCUGGAUGGGAGAAUUAAUUAUAUCAUAUUAUCUCAUAUCAUGUUGGUUGAAACUGAGCCAAACUCAAUUGAGUUAAUGAAUUGUGAAAUAUGCAAUAGUUUGGUAAAAUGCUCCCUUCUAAAUGGGAAAGUGCAUGUGAUCAACAUCUUAAUAAAGAUGUG
Pocillopora verrucosa is the source of this 2130-nucleotide messenger RNA. RefSeq lists its product as uncharacterized. The record is from RefSeq and is a predicted model, not a curated record. Lineage: Eukaryota; Metazoa; Cnidaria; Anthozoa; Scleractinia; Pocilloporidae.